Molecule: messenger RNA, 1254 nt
Organism: Mangifera indica (mango)
Lineage: Eukaryota; Viridiplantae; Streptophyta; Magnoliopsida; Sapindales; Anacardiaceae
Product: soluble inorganic pyrophosphatase 4-like
Exons: 9
Coding region: 194-853 (219 amino acids)
Biological process (GO): phosphate-containing compound metabolic process
Cellular component (GO): cytoplasm
Molecular function (GO): magnesium ion binding; inorganic diphosphate phosphatase activity
Source: RefSeq, a predicted model, not a curated record
UGCUUUGCUUUCCUCUACUUAAGCGCCACUUAAGCGCCCUAUUGGAGACUUUAUCUUCGCCAUUACUGUUUUUGUCUCUUAUUUCCUCUCUCCCUUUCUUAUCCCCGUCUCUUCUUCAGAUCUGUGCUUUCCUUUGCUUUCUUGAAGCCCCUUGUUCGUUUAGAAUUCAAAACUUCAGUUGCGAAAGUUUGACAUGGCAGAUAUGGGCCCUCCAAUUGAAACUCCAACCAAGACUCCAAUCUCUCAACCUUUACCACAUCCUCCUCUGAAUGAAAGGAUUCUCUCUUCAAUGACUAGAAGGUCUGUGGCUGCACACCCUUGGCAUGAUCUUGAGAUAGGUCCUGGAGCUCCAAAAAUUUUCAACUGUGUGAUUGAAAUAAGCAAAGGGAGCAAGGUGAAAUACGAACUUGACAAGAAAACUGGCCUGAUCAAGGUUGAUCGUGUGCUUUACUCCUCAGUUGUUUAUCCCCACAACUAUGGUUUUAUUCCUCGUACCCUUUGUGAAGACAAUGAUCCCUUGGAUGUGCUGAUCAUUAUGCAGGAACCAGUUCUUCCAGGAUGCUUUCUUCGUGCUAAAGCCAUUGGUGUGAUGCCUAUGAUUGACCAGGGUGAGAAAGAUGACAAGAUAAUUGCUGUGUGUGCCGAUGAUCCAGAGUACAGGCAUUACAAUGAUAUCAAGGAUCUUCCACCUCAUCGAUUGGCUGAGAUCCGCUGCUUCUUUGAAGAUUACAAGAAAAAUGAGAAUAAGGAAGUUGCAGUUGAUGAAUUUCUUCCAGCAACUACUGCUUUUGACGUAAUUCAGCAUUCCAUGAAUCUUUACGCAGACUACAUUGUGGAGAGCUUGAGGCGGUAAACGUCCAUCUGCUGAAGCCAUAGGCGUUUGUCAGUCUUCAUACAGAUAUGGUGGUGUUAUAUACAGGUCUUUUCAUAGUAACAAGAAAUUAAUUCUCCCUCCAUAAGCAUACUUUCUUCUGCAAAUGUGGUCUGGUUCUGGUAGUACGUUGUCUUGGUGAGCUGGCUAUUAGCUCAUGAUACCGAACAAUGAUAUGAUGGCGAUAAUUUUGAACUGCUCUUCGCUGUAAUAAUAAUAGUGUUUCAUCUAUAGUUUGUUAAAUAGAUUUAUGCUUGUUUCGUCUGUUAAGCAGAAUAUAAAAGAUCGAAAGCACGAUGCAAUGCUUGGGUGAGAUAUGUGGAACUGAGCGGUUUCCAUAAAAAGCCCCAGUUGGUAUGAAUAUAAAGUCUAUCUUUGAUUUA